Molecule: messenger RNA, 972 nt
Organism: Populus trichocarpa (black cottonwood)
Lineage: Eukaryota; Viridiplantae; Streptophyta; Magnoliopsida; Malpighiales; Salicaceae
Product: kunitz trypsin inhibitor 5
Exons: 1
Coding region: 135-764 (209 amino acids)
Molecular function (GO): endopeptidase inhibitor activity
Source: RefSeq, a predicted model, not a curated record
GCUCCAUGAGUUAUCCAAUUAUUUAUUUCUAGCACCUAUCGGUGCAUCCCUUUCCCAAUUCUAGCUCGAUAAAUUGAAUCUCCUCUCCAUUGAUUUUUACAUCCAAGAAAAAAAUAUAUCAAUAGAAGAUAAACAUGAAUUAUCCAAUGUUAUUGUUGUGCUUACUCCUCCUUGCCUUUGCCUGCACAAAGCAGUCAAUAGCUGCUGCUGAACCAGUGCUGGACAUUGAUGGUGAAAAGCUUGUAGCAGGCACCGAAUACUAUAUCUUGCCAGUGUUCCGUGGGAGAGGAGGUGGGAUUACAAUGGCUAGCAACAAAACCAGCUGCCCACUUGCUGUUGUCCAAGACCGUCUUGAGGUAUCAAAGGGUCUUCCACUUACUUUCACACCAGCUGCCGACGACAAGAAAGGUGUGAUCCUUGUUUCUACUGAUCUUAACAUCAAGUUUUUAGCUAAGACAACAUGUCCCCAAUCAACUGUAUGGAAGAUUACAAAGUCUUCGAACUCGAAGGUACAAUGGUUUGUGUCAACUGGUGGGGUUGAAGGAAAUCCUGGUUUUAAUACGGUGACCAACUGGUUCCAGAUUGAGAAAGCUGAUGAUGACUACAAGAUUGUUUUCUGUCCUACUAAAGUUUGUAACUGUGGAGUUUUAUGCAGGGAUAUUGGGAUUUAUAUUGAGGAUAAUGGGACUAGAACACUGUCUCUUAGUGAUGCAUUACAACCUUUCAAAGUCCAGUUCAAGAAAGCUUUGAAGAAAUACUCGUGAGUGAAUGCUCAAAACCUUGCCAGAGCUAGCUACUUCGUAGUAAAAGAAGUACCCUUUUUAUGCUGCUCUUGUUCUUGGUUUUAGUAUGUUAGUGGUCUCAAUUUCCCUGUAUGCCUUCUUUUUCCAAGUAGAGCCCAUGGCUCUGCUCUAAUAAUGUUCUCAAUGAAUCCAUAUGGUUUAUCAGAAUAACAAGGUUGGGUUUCUUGUA